CUGUGAAGACGUGAUAGUCAGUCUGAAGACUUUAUUUUGAAGGGUCGUAACCCGCGGCCCCUGCGCGCUCCGCGGCCCCUGCGCGCUGCGCUCCGCGGCUCGGACACUCCGCGCUGCGAGGACCACCGUCCGGGCUGCGAGGACCACCGUCCGGGCCAGUCGCGAGUCUCAUGUCAUCACUGACACAACAGUGUCUCGCAUCUGGGCCCCGGUCCUCGGCCGCUCUCAAAGGAAGAUUCGCGAGGAGGAGGAGGGUCGCUCCGGGGGCGCAGCAGCAGCAGCAGGAUGCGGACAGCGACCGUCAGCUGUGCAGGUGUCCCAUAUUGUCCCUGUCCGGCAGGAGUCGCACGGUUCGCCGGAUUCUGACAGCCUGCCUGCUCUCUUUCCUGGCCCUGCUCGGCUCCGUCUCCGUCGACCUCAGCUCCAACUUUGAAUUGCUGCACACCACCGAGGCCGCCUACGACGAGCUGACCUCAUGCAGGACGAUGGCCAUUCUGCAACUUGUCAGCAAUCUCCAAAACAUGAGACGUUUAUUCGCCAAACGCGCCGACAAUGAGACACUGCAAUCCAGUGUUUCGGAGGUUGUGUUUCCCGUGUUUGCUCAUAUCUGUGGCGACAUGGCGGGUCACAUCAACAGCUAUGGGCUCUCUUGCAGUGUUGAGUUGGCUGGAUUUUGCCAGGAGAUAAGGAGGAGCGUUCAAGGCUAUCCAAAUGCUUCACUGGACACUAUCAGUACAAGUGAAAAUGGUACUUCUGCUUUUACCUUGGUCAUCGGAAGACUUCUUGACAUCUGGGGCACUGUAGAAGACACUUUAGUCAAAGUCAAAAAGAGUUCCAAAUGGAGAGAUGUGCUGUCUGCGAGACUUCUGGUCACAUUCAUCGAGCUCAACCACCAGUUGAUGGACUUUCCCCACGUCGCAGAUUACGCUGACUUCCAGCACAAGUGGACUUACACACUGAGCUACCUCGGCUUUGCCAAGGUUAUGACGGAACAACUGAAUGACUGCUGGCUGGAGAACAUAGAGCUCAAGUUGAACUCGAGCCAUCGGGUAAAACGUUCGUAUGUUUUUGACACACGUCUGUGGCAGAUCUCUGGGGCAGGGGGAGUGCUUCUGUCCGGGUCUCACGCUGGAAUUCAAGCUCUGACAAACACCCAGCAGUGCUUGUUCGACAGUGCGGUGCCGGCCCUCAGGUUGGCGUCUCGAUCGGUGUCGUCGGGCCUCAGCAUGAGGAUCUGCCUGCUGGCCAUAGCCUGCCUCAUCUACCCGGUGGUUAUGUACUCGUUCAAGCAGAUGACCGAGUGGAUACAGAACUACGCCCAGAGCUUGAAGGAGAAGACCGAGGACCUGAAGCGCCAAAGGCAGCUGGCCGAAGACCUGCUGCAUCAAAUGUUGCCCAAGUCAGUCGCCAAGCAGCUCAGCCAACAGAAACACGUGGAGGCUGAGAGCUAUGAAAAGGUGACCAUAUUUUUCUCGGACAUUGUGGGCUUCACUUCUAUCUCUGCGUCCUGCACUCCUCUGCAAGUGGUGGAGAUGCUCAACAACCUCUACUUGUGUUUUGACACGCGCAUUGACUCCUAUAAUGUCUACAAGGUGGAGACGAUUGGGGAUGCGUACAUGGUGGUGAGCGGUCUUCCUGAGCGGAACGGCGACCGGCACGCGGAUGAGAUCGCCAAGAUGUCGCUGGAUCUGGUGGCCGCGGUGAGACAGGUGUGCAUCCCUCACAUGCCCAACCAGAGGCUGGAACUCCGGGCAGGCAUCCACACAGGUCCAUGUGUGGCAGGAAUCGUGGGCUCCAAGAUGCCGAGAUACUGUCUGUUUGGAGAUACUGUCAACACGGCCUCCAGAAUGGAGUCCACCAGCCUGCCUCAGAGAAUCCACGCCAGCUCAGAGACCUACUUGGCCCUGAUCAAAGACAAUGCCUACGAGCUGCAGCUCCGUGGAGAGAUUGAAGUUAAGGGUAAAGGGAAAAUGAACACAUACUGGCUAAUGGGCCAUAAGAACUACAGUGUGCAGAACGACAGUCUGGUAUGCCACUGGAAUCCCAACAUGGCCAGAAAGAAGAAGACAGCGGCGGGCAGCGAGGUGUCUGUGGGCACUGUGAGUUGAACUGCUCUGGUUUUCCAAAUGUCUUGUAGCCUGUUAGAACAUUUGUUCUUGUCGUGUUCCUGUUGUGCUCCAUGUUCGGACUUAAAAUUUCCUUUGUUUGCUUCCAUGCUUCAAAUAACCCUCUGUGUGUCUUAGGUUUACGCUUCUUGUACAAAGCCAAAAAUGCACUGAUUUAUGUUUUGGUUUCCUUUAUACUCAUACUUAUAUAAUCAACUUUUUUCUCAACACUAAAUACUUUAAACCAUUUCACCUUCUCUGUUAUAUUAUAGAUAUCCAUAAGUAUCUUGAUUUCUAUUGUAUUAUGUAUUUCUUUAAAUUCUCCAUUUUGAAAUGUUCAUAUUUACAGUGUUUGUGUUGUGACUUGUAUUGGGGGUAUAUUUAUUUAUGUAUUUAUGUGCCAUGUUAACUUCAUAUUGGUGUCACUGUAAUUACCAGUUUUGUUUUUGUAAAUGGGGUUCAAAUCAUGUUGUAAUGAAAUAUGUCUGCCACUCAGCCCUAAUCUGUCACUCAAGGUAAAUAAAUACAAUGGCUAUA
This is a messenger RNA of Scophthalmus maximus (turbot), 2642 nucleotides long. RefSeq lists its product as uncharacterized. The transcript is spliced from 7 exons. Gene Ontology annotation, biological process: cGMP biosynthetic process; intracellular signal transduction; receptor guanylyl cyclase signaling pathway. NCBI's taxonomy places the organism in Eukaryota, Metazoa, Chordata, Actinopteri, Pleuronectiformes, Scophthalmidae. Bases 171 to 2108 code for a protein of 645 amino acids. Gene Ontology annotation, molecular function: peptide receptor activity; guanylate cyclase activity. The record is from RefSeq and is a predicted model, not a curated record.